Poeciliopsis prolifica (blackstripe livebearer) is the source of this 1977-nucleotide messenger RNA. RefSeq names its product prostaglandin E receptor 3 (subtype EP3) (gene ptger3). Gene Ontology annotation, cellular component: plasma membrane. The record is from RefSeq and is a predicted model, not a curated record. NCBI's taxonomy places the organism in Eukaryota, Metazoa, Chordata, Actinopteri, Cyprinodontiformes, Poeciliidae. Gene Ontology annotation, molecular function: prostaglandin E receptor activity. Bases 1 to 1272 code for a protein of 423 amino acids. Gene Ontology annotation, biological process: intestine smooth muscle contraction; positive regulation of cytosolic calcium ion concentration; phospholipase C-activating G protein-coupled receptor signaling pathway. The transcript has 2 exons.
AUGAUGCGCCUUUACGCACUGUCCUCACUUCGAGAAGCGGGGAGCUCAAGAAGAUGCUGGGCGUAUCCAGGCGAGAUACUCGCAGCAUUUAAGAUUAUUGUUCCCUCAAGAAUUGCCGUGGACACCCGAGAGGCUGCAAAAAUGACUGCUAAAGACACAGGGUGCACCAACGCUUCCAUCCAAGUUUGCGAGAACAAGACGAAUGCCGGUGGGAAUGUAUCUGUUGGAUUUCCAAUAUCCAUGAUGGUCACUGGCGUAGUUGGCAACUCUUUGGCUCUAAUUCUGGUAUACAUCUCAUACAGAAAAAAGGAAAACAGAAGAAAAAAGUCUUUCUUACUUUUCAUCGGAUCCUUGGCUUUGACAGAUCUGUUUGGACAACUUUUGACGAGUCCAGUUGUUAUAUCAGUCUACCUGGCAGAUCUGAAUUGGUGCGCAAUUGACAAUACUGGGAAGCUGUGCAAAUACUUCGGUGUUUGCAUGACAACUUUCGGGCUGUGUUCUCUCUUUCUGGCCAGCGCCAUGGCUUUAGAAAGGGCCAUGGCGAUAACAAACCCUCAUUGGUACUCUAAUCACAUGAAGACAAGCAUGACAAAGAUGACACUGGCUGCCAUAUGGUGUCUCGGGUUUCUCUUUUCUCUGCUGCCCAUUGUGGGGGUGGGGGAGUACACCAACCAGUGGCCGGGCACCUGGUGCUUCAUCAGCACCGGGAAGAGCGAGGCUCCUGGCAACGUGUUUUUCGCCAUCACUUUCGCUGUUCUUGGGAUUUUCUCGCUACUUGUGACACUAUCCUGCAAUGUGAUGACUAUCCGAGGUUUGAUCAUCCGGUGUAAAACAAAGACUGGUGCAUCCAAGUCUUCAAAGCAGUGGGAGCGUCUCACCACGGAGACUGUCAUUCAGCUCUUAGGAAUCAUGUGCGUCCUGAUUAUUUGCUGGUCUCCUCUGCUGUUAUUGCUGCUGAGGAUGAUCUACAGCCAAGUAUCCUCCCAAGAAUGUAAGUCAACAAACACAACAUCCAUUUCCAUCCAGAGCAAAGUUUCAAGUCUCGACUGUGACUUCUUUCUGACCGCAAUACGUUUGGCCUCCCUCAACCAAAUCCUGGACCCGUGGGUCUACCUACUCCUGAGAGAAAUCCUCCUGCGAAAGUUCUGCAUCAUGGCCAAUGCCGUCUCCAACUGCUCCGCAGAAGAUCAGAAGGAGAGCCAGGCAGCACUGGAUGCUCUCAACAAACAGAAUCAACAUGGCAACAACAUUUGUAAACCAACAAGUAACUAAAUCAGCGUUUGGCAAUAAUUACCAUCCUAUAACCUGUUGGUCAAAAUGCUUUCAGAACUAAAGAAAUAAAAAAGGAAAGCAGAUAAAUAUAUAAUCUUCUACACAAGGACUGUGCAGUGGGAUGCAGCUGAGCCUCCUGUACAGGUACAGGCAUCUGUUUUGUUUAAAACACAUUUCAUUGAAGGGUACUGAACCAGCAUGUGAAUGCAUGACUCUGCCAUCCCUUAAAUCUGGCUGCUGUGCGGCCAUCAGAACUUUCUUGUGACCAAGGUUAAUAUAAACUUUUGAUAGAUGCAACAUCUGCAUGAGGGUUACUUCUGACUGAUAACUCAUUUGAGGCAAUGGGUUGAUUGUAAGACUAUCUAAUGUAAGUUUUGUUGAACGAAGAAGACUAUGAGAAAAGUGCUGAAAAUAUGUUGUCAAUAACUUUGCUUUCUCUUCUGUGAUGCAGGUCAUUUUGCUUAAGAGGCAAUCAUAUUUAAAGAAAAUAUAUAUUCUAAACUGGAGCCUAUUGUUGAAAAUACUGUUAUUUAUUAGUGUCUGUAAGAUUUUGUCCUAAUGAAGUUAUCUGUCUGGUUCCACUUGUUGCAAAUGUAUACCUUCCUGCACAUCGUGCUUCUUGAUUACCAGCCAGGACUAAUAAAUGUGAAGCUCUGUUGGCAGGUCUCAUCCUGAACAUUAAAUACAUUGCACAUGUAGACCUUC